GUUGGACUUUGGUGUCAGUUUUGUCGCUGACUCUUGCUUGUGAACAUGAAGCAGUUUGCAGAAAAGAAGGGAAUCUGCCUCUAUCUUUGUAUCGAAGUUCUAUGUUUCUUCGCCUUGGUCGAAUCGGUACCUAUUUCAGAAAAUGAGGGAGAGACGGAUCAGACGAACAUUGCAGAUUUUCUUCAUUUUGUCACGCAAGGAAAUUCAUCUGGAAUACCCGGUGUGAUCAUUCCAGACCCGCUGAGUUUUCCAGACGAGUACGAAUUCUCAAAUUUCUUCUGUACUAUGAAAGCUUCAGAUAACGACAUCACCGGAUUUUCAAGGCUCAGCCUUGAGCACUUCUCCGCCGACUUCGGCGACUUAUCAGUUCACGUCGAGGCGAAGGUACCGCAGCUAAGUGUUCUGGGCAGUGCGACGCUUGCCACGGGAAUCAUGUUCAGUUUUAGCAGCCAAUACAACGUCACAUUUAACAAUGUCACCUUCUUCCUAAAUGGAGAAGUCGCCUUUGACCAGGAAGGGGCCCUGCAAAUGAGCGAGGAAAAACUAAAGCUUCAUGCAGCGUAUGAAGACCUACAAGUGACUAUUACGGAGCUCUUGUGGAUACCUGAAUACGUUCACGAAAUUGUUGUUGAUCAGUUGAUGCCAACGCUUCUAGACCAGACAGAACAAUGGAUUCUGCAGGUUAUCAACGAGAACUUCAGAUCAUCUGGAUUUCUCACGCAAUUUCCCGAUUCAGUUCACUUCAUUGAUUACCUCUUUAUGCAGGCUCGACCUCAGAUCAGGAAAUCUGGAAUAGACCCCUUGUCCUUCGAUGAAAGUGGACUGGAACUCGACUUGGGUCUGCUCCUUCAGUGCGAGGAUGUCACUCUAAAAGGGUUAUCUUCACUAUACUGGGGUCACGAAGGACUAUUUACAUACAUUGAGGACACCUUCCAACUCUCGUUUCAGGUCAGAACCCAAGCCUUGCAAAUGAAUGGAAGGUGCGGUGUGACCAUAGUCCCGUUGCUCCUCGAGAGGUCGUUGGAGAUUGAGUGGAUUACAUUGAAAUCUCCGUUGAAAUCCACCUCCAGAGUGGCUUGCAAAAUCCACCGACUUUGCGGCUCCUCGAGAUUGAUAUAGGAAACAUCGAAGGAAAGAUGCCUGGAUUAGGAAGCUUGAGUUACAUAGCAGAAGCUUCUCUCGAUAUAGUUCCAAACCUGAGCCGAGACAGGAUUCGGAAAAUGAUGCAGAGAGAGUUCUGGACGCUUCUCCAGAGCCAGUUAAGCCAGCUGGAACCUGUUCUGCUGAUCCAAGAAUACAUAAAACAGCAAGAUAGCAAGACUCGUGCAUCUUCCCACUGCCCUGGUGCAGCUGUCAGAGGAGACAGGUGUAAUUUUCUGCAUCUGCUGAGAGCUGAUUCGUCAGUAUGACUUAUUCUCUUUUGGAUUUUCCAGAGAAACUCGGUGCCCAACGCAGUGUUGGCAACUCUGGGUGAUUCUAGCACCACUUGGAAAAAUCUUGAUUAUCAUUAUUAUUUUUUUUUUAAGUCUAUCACAGCCAUCCUGUUUUUAUAGUGUGGGGUUCCGGGUUGCAGCUUGCCUGUUUUUAGGAGUCCUUCACCUUUCUCACUAUGUGCGCUGUUUCUAGUAAGCAUACUCUUCUACAUGAGUUUUGGAGGUACUUCGACAUCUAGUUUUUCUAGGUUCCCUUUCAUAGAUCUUGGGAUCAUGCCCAGUGUUCCUAUGAUUAUGGGCACAAUUUCCAAUGGCAUACCACGUAUCCCUCUUAUUUCUAUUUUCAGGUCUUGAUACUUACCGAUUUUUUCUCUUUCUAUCUUAUCUACUCUGGUGUCCAAUUGUAUUGCGACACCAGUGAGUGAUACUUUCUUCUUGAUUUUGUCAAUCAAUGUCACGUCUGGUCUAUUGGCAUUAUCACCUUAUCUGUUCUGAUACCAUAGUCCCAGAGAAUCUUUUCCUGAUCGUUUUCUAGCACUCCUGCAGGUAGGUGUCCGUACCACUUAUUACUACAAGGUAGCUGGUGUGUUUUGCACAGGCUCCAGUGUAGGGCUUUUGCUACUGAAUCAUGCCUCUCUUUGUACUGGUUCUGUGCAAGCGCCGGACAUUCACUUACUAUGUGGUUUAUAGUCUCGUUUUUCAUAUCGUACUUCCUGCAUAGGGGUGAAAUCUUAUUUCUAUCUGUUGUUCUUUGGACAUAUCUGGUUCUUAGGGCCUGAUCUUGUGCUACUGUUAGCCUUUCUUCUGUUUCCUUCUUGAGUUCUCCCCUCUGUAGCCACUGCCACAUUUCAUCGCUGGUCAGUUCUUUAGUCUGUCUCAUGUACUGUCUGUGGAUUGGUUUGUUGUGCCAUUCUUCUGUUCUGUUUGUCAUUCUCCUGUCUCUGUAUAUUUCUGGGUCUUCGUCUACUUUUAUCAGUCCUUCUUCCCACCACUCGUCUUCACUGGUUUUCAGAUAUUGCCCCCGUGCCCUGUUCUCGAUGUUGAUGCAGUCCUCUAUGCUUAGUAGCCCUCUCCCUCCUUCCUUUCGUGUUAUGUAUAGUAUUUGCUCUUGGGUUUAGUGCUUUGUGUACUGUCGUGUUUCCUUGUUUUCUGGUCUAUGGUGCGGAGUUCAGCCCACGUCCACUCCAUUACUCCUGCGCUGUAUCUGAUUACUGGUACUGCCCAUGUGUUUAUGGCUUUCAUCAAGGUCUCGGCGUUGAGCCUUGAAUUGAGUAUUGCUUGAAGUCUCUGCAUUAUUCAUAGGUAUUUGCAUCUUAUCUCAUCUGUGUUUGAUGCUAUUCCCAUCUGGUAGCUUUAUUCCUUCAAUCCUUGUCACUUUUCCUUUUUGUAUAUUGACCAAGGCUCAUUUUGCUAUUCCAAACUCCAUCCUGAUGCUUCCAGAUACAGUUCUUACAGUCUGUAUUAGGGUAUCGAUAUCCUUGAUGCUCUUACCAUAAAGCUUGAUGUCGUCCAUGAACAUCUGAUGGUUAAUUCUGUUGCCUCCUUUCUUGAGCUGGUACCCAGCAUCCAUCUUUCGUCAUGGGAAUCAUGGCUACUACGAAGAGUAGUGGGGAUAGAGAGUCAACUUGAAAGAUCCAUCUCCUGAUCUAACCUCUGCCAGUCUUAUCCAAGAGCCUGUAAGUACUGUAUUCCACUUGCAAAUAGUAUUUUUUAGGAAGCUGAUGGUGUUUUCCUCUGCCCCAUAUAUUUCCAGGCAUUCUGGAAAUAUAUGGAAAUAUAUGUGGGCGGUAUCAUGUCGAGGGCUUUCUUGUAUUCAGUCCAUGCCAUGCUCCGGUUGGUUUUCCUUCUCGUACUCUUCUUCCUUACCAUUUUGUCUACCAGGAGCUGGUCUUUUGUGCCCCUACACUUCUCUCUGCAGCCUUCUGUUGGUUGGGGAUGGUGUUUGUAUCCUUUAGGUAAUUGUAUAGCCUUUCACUGAUGAUACCUGUUAUACUUAUUAUUAUUAUUAUUAUUAUUAUUAUUAUUAUUAUUAUUAUUAUUAUUAUUAUUAUUAUUAUUAUUAUUGUAUAGGUAGCAGAUCCUCUUUCAAACAUGUAGUGUUGACUGUUAUUGUUGCAUCAGGUGCAUUCAAUUUACAUUGGGAUAGAGGAAUCUAUAUAAAUUGAAUGCAGCUGAUACAGCAAUAACAUUUGAUGCUAUAUUACUACUAUUAUUAUUUUUGUUGUUGUUGUUGUCAAAAUAGUUUUACCUGACCACUGAGCAGAAUAUCAGCUCUCACAAACAUGGCUCAGAGCAAAACACAGUUGAUUUCCUAGAGUUUAAUGUUACAACUUCCAUAGCACAGUCAGACUCACUUGUGAUAUUUGGAAAACCACAACAUUAGUAAUAAAGAAGUUUUACCAGACCAAUGAGCUGGUUAUCAUCUAUCACAGCGCUGGCCCUAAAGAUUUAUUUUUUAAAAUUUUGUCAAUCAAAUCACAAUUUUUCAAAAACCUUUUAAUGUCGUAGUUUCUUACAAAAUUUCACAGAUCAAUUUAUUUCCAUAACCUGAUAAUCGCUGCUGAUUAAACUUUGGGUAUUCACACAACAAAUGAAUACUAAACAUGUACAGAGGGCUGCUUAUCUAAUAAUGUCAAAGUUCAGUGUUACAGCGUAAAUAACUCGGUAAAAAGAAGUAUAUAGGUAUUUGACCAUAAGCAAAUAGCCAUCAAUAGUACUGUUCCAGUUCAGGAUUAUAAACAGGCCCUUUCCACGCCAUUGCAUUGGACUUGAUGUUGAAGGGAAAGGCAUGUUUCUUAUAAAUUGUAUUUGAAAAUUAUUGAAUAUUACUGAUUAUGUUGAUAAGGACUUCGCUACUAACUUAUCGCAUAGCUGCAGGUAUAAAGUUACCAAGAAAAAGGAAUAAAAGGACAUGCUUCGUCUGCAAACCCA
Molecule: messenger RNA, 4364 nt
Organism: Macrobrachium nipponense
Lineage: Eukaryota; Metazoa; Arthropoda; Malacostraca; Decapoda; Palaemonidae
Exons: 11
Coding region: 46-1119 (357 amino acids)
Source: RefSeq, a predicted model, not a curated record